AUUAUAAACCUGAAAGGACAGUCUUCUACGAUGAGGUAUCAUGGAUUCAUCCAAGGAAAAUUCUUGUUCAGCUUUGGCUAGAUCAGAGUCUAAGAGGGAUGGAGGUUUUAAAAAUAACUGGAGCUUUGGUCAUGAAGAAGAAAGUGAAGGAGAUACAGAUAAAGAUGGGGCAAAUCUACUCAGUGUAGAUGAAGAUGAGGAUUCUGAAACCUCAAAAGGAAAAAAGUUAAAUCGUCGGUCUGAAAUUGUUGCUCCUAGAUCUGGGGAUUUCAUCUUGAAGACAUAUGUAAGACGAAACAAGACUGAAACUUUUAAAACACUGAAAGGCAACUCAAUUGGACUUAACAUGUUGAGCAACAAUAAGAAAUUGAGUGAAAAUACACAAGCUGCAUCAUUAUGUUCUGGAACUAUCGUUCACGGCAGGCGUUUUCAUCAUGCUCAUGCGCAGAUACCAGUAGUCAAAACAGCAGCCCAGAGCAGUCUGGACCAAAAAGAAAGGAAAGAAUACCCACCUCAUGUCCCAAAAGCUGAAAUUAAUCCUGUAAGGUUAAGUCGGCCCCAAGGUGUUGAACGUAUAAUGAAGAAAACAGAAGAGUCUGAGUCACAAGUGGAGCCUGAAAUUAAGAGGAAAGUGCAACAGAAACGGCACUGUAGCUCAUUCCAGCCUGUUUCUUCUCUGUCUCCUGCUUCAAAAAAAUGUUUAACUCAUUUAGAGGAUUUGCAAAGAAAUUGCAGACAAGCUGUAACUUUGAAUGAAUCUACUGGACCGUUAUUAAGAACAUCAAUUCAUCAGAAUUCUGGAGGACAGAAGUCACAGAACACAGGACUAACAACCAAGAAGUUUUAUGGCAACAGUGUGGAAAAGGUUCCGCUGGAUGUGAUUGUGAAUUGUGAUGAUGGUAGACACAGUUAUUUACAGACUAAUGGGAAAGUAAUUUUACCUGGAGCAAAAAUGUCCAAAGUCACAAACUUGAAGGAAAGGAAGACAAGUCUGUCUGACCUAAAUGAUCCAAUCAUUUUGUCCAGUGAUGACGAUGAUGACAGUGACAGGACUAACAGAAGAGACAGCAUAUCUCCGCAGCCGGCGGACUCCGCCUGUUCUUCCCCGGCACCGUCCACUGGAAAAGUAGAAGCAGCCCUCAAUGAAAACACCUACCGAGCAGAGCAUGAACUAAGAAGCAUUCCAGCAGACUCAGAGUUAAAUACAGUUACGUUGCCAAGAAAAGCAAGAAUGAAAGACCAGUUUGGCAAUUCUAUUAUCACCACACCUCUAAAGCGUCGUAAAGUGUUUUCUCAAGAAACUUUAGUUGAUCCUUUAUCUUUAAGCUGCCAAAGUUCCUUUGACAGUGUCAUUUUAAACUGUCGAAGUAUACGAGUAGGAACACUCUUCCGGCUGUUGAUAGAGCCUGUAAUUUUUUCUUUAGAUUUUAUCAAGAUACAGCUAGACGAACCAGAUCGUGAUCCUCUAGAGAUUAUUUUGAAUACCUCUGAUCUAACGAAAUGUGAAUGGUGUAAUGUCCGAAAACUGCCAGUAGUGUUUCUUCAGGCUACACCAGCAGUUUAUCAAAAGCUAAGCAUGCAACUGCAAAUAAAUAAGGAGGACAAAGUUUCGAAUGAUUGUAAAGGAAUAAAUAAGCUAACAAAUUUGGAAGAACAGUAUAUAAUUUUAAUCUUUCAAAAUGGCCUUGAUCCUCAAGCAAAUAUGGUAUUUGAGAGUAUCAUUAAUGACAUUGGUGUAAAGAAUAACAUUUCCAGUUUUUUUGCGAAAAUUCCCUUUGAUGAAGCCAAUAGCAGACUUGUUGCCUGUACAAGAACCUAUGAAGAAAGCAUCAAAGGAAGUUGUGUGCAAAAAGAAAACAAAAUUAAACCUGUAAUUGUUUUUAUUUUAAUUCUGUACUUUUCAGUGUUAAAUCUUUUGAAUUCCAUUUCAGAGUUACUUUUAUGUGUGAUUGGUAAACUGUCUUAUGUCAAAACAGUGAUGG
Messenger RNA from Carlito syrichta (Philippine tarsier), 1982 nucleotides. Its product is annotated as sentrin-specific protease 6-like. Gene Ontology annotation, cellular component: cytoplasm; nucleus. Gene Ontology annotation, biological process: regulation of spindle assembly; protein desumoylation; regulation of kinetochore assembly. The transcript is spliced from 14 exons. The annotation marks the transcript as partial. Lineage: Eukaryota; Metazoa; Chordata; Mammalia; Primates; Tarsiidae. Gene Ontology annotation, molecular function: SUMO-specific endopeptidase activity. The record is from RefSeq and is a predicted model, not a curated record.